Molecule: messenger RNA, 1547 nt
Organism: Trematomus bernacchii (emerald rockcod)
Lineage: Eukaryota; Metazoa; Chordata; Actinopteri; Perciformes; Nototheniidae
Gene: znf414
Product: zinc finger protein 414
Source: RefSeq, a predicted model, not a curated record
UUUAUUUCGCAUUGCGUCCUGGUUCUUGUAGUCCAUUUUCUACCUUCCUCUGUUGUUGUCUCUGCAGAGCUGCACUGCUCCGCCACUAUGAUGUAUUCGGGCAGCUCAGUCUUACAACCACCUGAAUCUGGAAUGGGAGGAAACAAGAGGAUACCGUGUCCGCUACACGGCUGUAAGCGGGUAUACACAGACCCGGCCGCUCUGGAGAGCCACAUCAAGGACCAUGAGAUCGCAGCGCAGUCUCUGCCGGGAAAGGUGAUGCUGUGCUCCACGGUGGGGUGCAGUGGUUCCUUCCCCAACAUGCAGAAGCUGAUUGAACACAUGAGGCAUCACCACAAACCCAACAUAUUCUUCGUGUGUGAGAGUUGUCGCACAAAGUUGCGUUCCUACCGCGGCCUCCUGACCCACCUGCACACCUGCUCCAAAGUGAUGCGGGGGAAAGCCAAGCCCACUGAGCCAAACAUGGCCCCCAUGGAGGUGGAUCAGAAGCCCCCCUGGCUGGAAGCAGCAUCUGCCCCCUCUCAGAUCCUGAACCCAGACCCCUCCUUCCCAGCUGCGGUGAAGCCGGGGCCCGAUGGCCCCCCUCUCCUCGGCCCCCCCUUCAUGUCUAACCUGGAGCCCGCCCCCCCCCAUCCUGCUCCUCCAAAGCUCACAGAGGCGGCUCCACAGCCCCCCAUCAGGAGUGACGCCUCUGAUCUGACUCCGUCCUUACACUUUGGGGCCCCACCAUUGACUCCCACCCAGGGGCAGCACCCGACACAGACCAGGUCCCCUGAGGACGUCCACCCCGCUCCAGCAUCAGCUCCAGCAUCAGCUCCUCGCUCUCCUCCUGGGCCCUCGGCUGUGUGGAGGAAGAAUCAAGGGUCCUGCAGCAGCCGCAUCCUGUGGGAGCACACCAAAGGGCGCUACACGUGUGUGCAGUGUGGCCACAUGGUGAUCAGCCGUAAAGAGAUGACUCAGCACAUCUCCACUAAACACAGCAGGAACAAAGCUGCAGAAGACACAGGGAGCGCUGCCACCAACACGUAGAGAGGAGGCAACAUGUCUCUUGUUCUCCUCAGGAACUAAAGUACAUUACCCUUUUUAUUCUGCGUUGAAAGCCUGCAGCAGUGAUUCAUGAACUGAGUAUAUAUUUCAUUGAUUGCCACAAAGCACUUUUAUUGCUUCCAGGAAACCAUACGACUUUUCACCAAAUCUCAGACUGCUGCCACAUGUCCUCCUGCUCAUCUUUGAAGACUUUUCAGCUAAAUACAGUUCAUUACUAAUCUCACUAUUGGUGAAAAAUAAAGAGCUUUUUUAAGCAUGGAGACAUGUCACCGUAGAGGCACCAAAUACUAAUAUGAACCAGAAAAGGAGCAGAAUAUGGCCCCUUUAAUCAUUUGACUUCAGUGCAGGAGGCCAUUCUCGAGACAGAUGGAGAAUAAAAACUGCAAGAGACAUGCAGGACCUAGCCUAUUUACGAACCUUAAGUUGUCAUUUUUUGAAACUUCAAUUUAUAUUGUAUCAAAAUUAUUAUUAUCUGUUUAUAAAAAUGUUCUAGUCCUUGA